AUGACGUGGCCAGCAGCAGAGCCGACGGCUACGGAGGAGUGCCAACUGCGUCAGAGGAAGCGGUGCACGCCAGCAGCAGCAGCAGCUGCUGCUGCAGCCGCGACAGCAAAAGUUGUAGCCGAAAUGCAGGCUGAGCCGGUUGAAACGAGAGCGAGAACGGCGGAAAUAUCAUCAACAGCAGCCUCAGCAUCAUCAUCCUCGGCAGCCUCCUAUCCAGGGCAGAUUCCCCCCUCCGUGCUGUCUCCCUCCUCUUCCAGCGGCCUCUCACGCGCAUCUGGUGCUGCCACACCCACUGGCGGCUUAGUUGCACCUGCAACAGCUGCGGUGGCUCGCAAAAGCGAAGCAGCUGCAGCCAGGGAUGUGUGGUUGCAGCACUGUAGCAGCGAGCUGCGGCUUGAACAGCUGCAAAUGCUGAAGGAGGAAACAGCCGUCAACCGCAAGAAGCGGAUGCCGCUGCACGAUGUGGAGCAUGCCUACUACAAAAGCUCGAUGCUCUCCCACCACUCCAAGAUGCUCAACCUUCGGGGAUUUUUCAACCUUUUUUUCAUCGUCCUCGUCGUUGUAAAUGCGAGCCUCGUUACGGAGAACAUUCUGACUUAUGGCUGUUUGUUGCAGUUUCCACGGAGUAUAGAGGACUUGAGCAAGAAUUGGCCAGUGUUAUGCUGCUUCAUUCUCUUUCAAUACCCGUUUACGCCAUGCAUUCGAUGGUUUUCUGUACUGCGUCACGUCGCUGAGUCUGCUGUCUGCCUCGCCAUGAUGAAGAUCGUAAUUGACCAGUAUAUCUGGAUAGUGGUGCGCGACUCGUUCUCCAUAACUCAGCUCCAGACCAUUCCGCUUUCCGUUCUCGUUUCCCACUUCUUCAGACAAAUGAUUCGCCUCUCGAUCCCCAAUUUGUAUGUUUGGCUCCUUAUGUUUAUCGGGCUCUUCCACCACUGGUGUAACAUCCUAGCAGAAAUCACGAGAUUUGGCGAUCGAGAAUUCUAUCUUGACUGGUGGAAUGCUUCGUCUUUUGGGGAAUACUGGCGCAAGUGGAACCUCCCGAUUCACUUCUUUUUGCACCGGCACGUGAACAAGCCGCUCCUGAGAAACGGCGUUCCUAAGUUUUUUGCGGCCUGCGUGGUGUUUUUCAUCUCGGCCUUAAUGCACGAGUACCUCGUAGUGGUGCCGCUGCAGCUGGGGUGGACGGGAUUCAUCUUUUUCGCCUUUAUUGGCCAAAUUCCCCUUAUGUAUAUAACGAACAUCCAAUUUCUUGGCAUUUUGUUAUAUUGGUAUUUAUGGGGAGUAAAGCAGGGAGCAGUUACAGAGCUGGAUCCAAGUCGAAUAGCCCUCUCUUAG
This is a messenger RNA of Cyclospora cayetanensis, 1335 nucleotides long. RefSeq names its product diacylglycerol O-acyltransferase 1C. Bases 1 to 1335 code for a protein of 444 amino acids. The record is from RefSeq and is a predicted model, not a curated record. Gene Ontology annotation, cellular component: endoplasmic reticulum membrane. Gene Ontology annotation, molecular function: diacylglycerol O-acyltransferase activity. Lineage: Eukaryota; Apicomplexa; Conoidasida; Eucoccidiorida; Eimeriidae. The transcript has 11 exons. Gene Ontology annotation, biological process: triglyceride biosynthetic process.